AUGCUGCGCCUAUUCUCAUUUUUUAUUAAAGAAGCACUACUCAUAGUUGUUGCUCUUAUCAUGGUACGUAUGAAUGGGGUCGUCUUUGGUUCUAGUGCCGCUUCAGAUCGCCAGGCAUUACUAGAAUUCAAAUCACAGUUUCCAGAUGACACUCAAGGUGUUUUCCUAUCUUGGAAUGAUUCUCUGCCUAUGUGCGAGUGGAAAGGAGUGACAUGUGGUCGUCGCCACCAAAGAGUUACAAGUUUAUAUCUACGAGACAACGGUUUAGUUGGUUCUCUAUCUCCUUAUCUUGGUAACCUCAGCUUUCUCGGUUCUCUGGCCCUUGCCAAUAACCAAAUUCAUGGAAGUAUACCUCCCGAAUUUAGUUAUUUAUAUCGAUUGCAGGAAUUAUCCCUUGCCAAUAAUUCAUUGACUGGGGAAAUCCCAGCCAACAUGUCAACCUGGCCUAGGCUAUCGUACGUUAACUUACAACUCAAUAAGCUGUCUGGGAAAAUUCCAGAUACUUUUAGUUCUCAUUUAAUUAUAAGUUUUUUAUCUUUCGCCAAUAACAACCUCACUGGUGGGAUUCCACCAUCCAUUGGCAAUGUCACAUCUCUCCAAACACUCGCUUUUACUCAUUGUCGAUUAGGAGGGAUCAUUCCUGAUUCCUUGAGUCAACUAAAAAACCUGCGACAGUUAGGCCUUGGUGAAAUGGACCUUGUUGGGAAAAUAGAUAUUGAUUUUCAGAAACUCCAAAAUCUUACUAGAGUAAUUCUUGCUCCCAACAGUUUUCAAAGUACGAAUCUUGAUCGCCUGACAUUUUUUGACUCUUUGUCCAAUUGCAGCAAUUUGGAGUUGUUGGAGCUCGAAGGCGGCCAAUUAGGUGGAGUGUUACCGAAUUUAGUUGGGAACUUCUCAUCCAAAUUGUAUUAUUUAUCAAUGAGUUCAAACUAUAUUACAGGAAGUCUCCCUUCAUCUAUAGGCAAUUUGUUAGGUUUAACUACUCUUGCUCUUGGUUCAAAUAGUUUCACUGGCAUAAUUCCUGAAAGCAUCGGCAAGCUUCAAAGCUUGCAAAUCUUGUAUCUUGAUGAUAGCCAUUUCUCAGGGGUUAUUCCAAGAUCUAUAGGAAAUCUGUCACGUGUAACUAAAUUAGCUUUAAGUGAAAACAGAUUGGAAGGCACAAUACCCUCAACUAUAGGAAGUUGCAAAAGUAUGAUAGUUUUGGUCCUUUUUGAAAAUAACCUAAGCAGAAGUUUACCCAAAGAACUAUUUCAGCUUUAUUCACUCUCUAUAGGACUAUAUCUGAGCCAAAACAAUCUGUCUGGACUUCUUCCACAAGAGAUUGGAAACCUCAAAGUCACAGGAUUACUUGAUUUUUCCGAGAAUCGUUUCACGGGUGAAAUUCCAAGUACUAUUAGUGGCUGCAUCAACCUUCAAACCUUAAAUCUUUCAGGUAAUCUCUUUUAUGGAUCAAUUCCCGAAGCAUUUAAUUAG
This is a messenger RNA of Erigeron canadensis, 1473 nucleotides long. Its product is annotated as putative receptor-like protein kinase At3g47110. Gene Ontology annotation, molecular function: protein binding. NCBI's taxonomy places the organism in Eukaryota, Viridiplantae, Streptophyta, Magnoliopsida, Asterales, Asteraceae. The coding region runs from base 1 to 1473 and encodes 490 amino acids. The transcript is spliced from 2 exons. The record is from RefSeq and is a predicted model, not a curated record.